Coniophora puteana RWD-64-598 SS2 is the source of this 1699-nucleotide messenger RNA. RefSeq names its product amidohydrolase. The coding region runs from base 19 to 1479 and encodes 486 amino acids. The transcript has 14 exons. The record is from RefSeq and is a predicted model, not a curated record. Gene Ontology annotation, molecular function: dipeptidase activity. Lineage: Eukaryota; Fungi; Basidiomycota; Agaricomycetes; Boletales; Coniophoraceae.
CCAGUGUGUCGCUGAGUUAUGCUUGUCCAACCACUCGACACCAUCAAGGGCAGCUUCUGUCUCCCAUUCCCCCGCAUCUUUAAAUUUGGACGCAAGGGUCGACGCUCCACCGAGCUUCCGAUAGCCAAGAGUGUCGCUCGGGAAAAGCAACCGCUAGAGGAGAGCCCGCAAGCGUUUGACAAUUCGGACCGCUGUAAAUUAUUCUAUGGAUCAUGUUGCGCAUUCUCCACAGACACUUCGCAGCCGUACACGAGCGACGAUGCACCUCCCUCCUAUGGGACCCAAGAGAGCGAUGGUCUAAGUGACGAGGUGGUGCAGACAAUUCAACAAUCUAUUAGUGACUUGGACAAAACACUCAGGUCUAUCAGUUUGAAGAUUCAUGACCAUCCAGAGUUGGGUUUCCAAGAAAAGUAUGCACAUGCACUUCUAACGGAUUUCAUGGAGAGCCAUGGGUUCACCGUAACAAGACACUACCUCCACCUUGAUACGGCGUGGCGAGCCGAAUUUACGCACGGCAAGGGAGGUCGUACAAUGGGGAUCAACGCUGAGAUGGAUGCCUUGCCGGAGCUGGGCCACGCAUGCGGACACAACCUCAUUGCAAUGGGUGGGGUUGGGACUGCAUUGGCCCUGAAGGCCGCUAUGCAGGCUCACGAUGUUCCCGGAAAAAUAGUGCUUUUGGGUACCCCAGCGGAGGAAGGAGGCGCCGGAAAAGUGAUACUCUUGGAUAGAGGCGCCUACAAGGGUAUGGACGCCUGUAUCAUGUGUCACCCAGCAACCGGCCCGCCUCAUUCAAUGGCCAUACACAGGAUGCUCGCAAUGCAAAUAAUAGAUGUCGAAUAUUUUGGCCAGUCUGCACAUGCUGGCGCCGCACCUUGGCAGGGUGUUAAUGCACUUGAUGCCGCCUUCCUGGCAUAUUCGAGCAUCUCGGUCCUGCGUCAGCAGAUCAAACCAGACAGCCGCGUGCAUGGAGUUAUACAGGGCGCGGAUUGGUCACCCAACGUCAUCCCCGAUUAUGCAAAGAUGCGAUGGUACGUACGCGCGCCUACUAAGAACGACCUGCUGGAUCUCUCGGAACGAGUCCGGUCGUGUUUCUCGGCCGGUGCGCUAGCCACGGGCUGCCGUGUCAAGCUGUCGAUGGGUCGGCCGUACUUUGAGGUCCGGCACAACUCUCUGUUAGCUGAGGAAUUCAGCCGUUCCAUGCAGAACAGAUGCGGUCUCCCUACAUUAUGGAGCAAUACCGGGGCAUCAACAGAUUUCGGAAAUGUCUCUUACGAACUCCCGGCUCUGCACCCGUCCUUUCCAAUAACGACAGACACCCAUGGUGGUAACCACACGCCCGCCUUUACGAGAUAUGCGCGUACACCGGAGGCACAUCAGGUUUGCUUGCAGAUAAUCCAGGGCCUUGCCUUCACAGGUUUUCGAGUGUUGCAGGACGAAAUAUUCAGCAAACAGGUCAAAGAAGCGUUCCACAAGGCCUGACUCUUAAGAUAGAUACCCCGCGCCAUUGGCAUAUCUAUCUAUAAUAUUCAGCCAACAGGAAUUUCUCACACCUCAUGCACAUCGAUGUUAUGUUAAUGAAAAAUCACUAUACUAUGGUUCAUUGGGCUUCAUGAAAUGUGGAUACAUAAUAGGUCAAUAGGUCUUAGCUUAGGAAUGGAACGUGUCAUAACAAAGCCCAGGUGAUAAUCCUCUAUAACCC